AUGGGAGAUUUCAACAAUGACAGCUCCUCACAGGACGGAAGCUAUUAUGACAGCUACAGUGGCGACUACUACAUAAAAGUACCUACCUUCAACUCCUUCUUUGUUGACUCACACAAUGAAAUCUACAAUGACUAUGUCUCUCAAAUAUUUCCCCAAGUCCCCUACCCCCCCACUGCCAUCUAUAAUCAUAACAACAUCACCUUUGGCUCCAGUAAUUACAGCAACAUCACUUUGGGCUCCAGUGAUUAUAUUUACACCCCCUUUGGGUACUACGAUUAUAAUGACAAAGCUGGAUUCAUCAUGUACGUGGUGACGUGCAUAAUUAUUUGCAUCGGCCUUCCGCUGACCCUCAUGGCCAUCUACAAUCUUUAUUCUCUGGUGAUGAAUGAUCGUGUUGGUCCAAUCUACGUCAUCAACCUUCUCAUUUCCGACCUCAUUCAGUUCUGCGGCAUGAUCUUUGAGGUGGCGCAACCUAAGGACAGGACAGUCAUUGAUACAUUCACAUAUAUUUACGUAUACUGUCUGGUGGCCAGUGUUUGCUUCAUGGUGUGCGUCGCCCUGGAAAGGUAUUUGGUCAUCGCCUGCCCACUGUGGUACCGCUUCAGACGAACCAUCAAGAUCUCUGUGCUGGGACUCCCUGCUGGCUCUGUGGUUAAGCCGUGGUAAUGGUCAGCUUACCCUGUUAGAUAGCAAGGUUGUGAUACAAUUUGAUCUGUAUAGUAGGUGGUGUUAAAAGAUUUGAAAAAUUUCUGCUGGGGCUGUAGCUUACAUCAGCUGCUUCCAGCUCUCACACUGCAUUUCUUCAGGAAAUGCACAUUCUAGUUAUAAAAGUGAUUCACUUACUUUUGAAAU
Molecule: messenger RNA, 852 nt
Organism: Epinephelus fuscoguttatus (brown-marbled grouper)
Lineage: Eukaryota; Metazoa; Chordata; Actinopteri; Perciformes; Serranidae
Exons: 4
Coding region: 1-666 (221 amino acids)
Biological process (GO): G protein-coupled receptor signaling pathway
Cellular component (GO): membrane
Molecular function (GO): G protein-coupled receptor activity
Source: RefSeq, a predicted model, not a curated record